Molecule: messenger RNA, 1377 nt
Organism: Rotaria sordida
Lineage: Eukaryota; Metazoa; Rotifera; Eurotatoria; Philodinida; Philodinidae
Source: the annotation of a GenBank genome assembly
AUGAAGUCUAUAUCUGAUCAAGAGCAAGGUAUAGCCGUUACAACAACACCAUUAAGUGUUUAUGAUACAUAUGAUAAAUGCAAAAAAAAUAUCAUACUAUUUCUGAUAUGUUGCUUCGGCUUUUUAGCUUCAUUUGACGAAGUUGCUUAUCUUCCAGCAUUAUUAGAAAUGGUUAAAGAUCUAGAAACUACAAAAACAUUUGGUUUAUUAACAAUUAGUAUAUAUUUGUUUGCAAUGAGUAUUUCCAGUCUUAUUUGGGGUGUAUUCGCAGAUUAUUAUGGACGUAAGCCGAUAGCAAUAUUUGGCCUUGCUGCAUUUAUUCUGUGUUCAAUUGGAUGUUACUUCUCCCCGAAUAUCUAUAUAAUGUUAUUCUUCCGUACAUUACAAGGGUGUUUUAUCUCCGUAUCGGUAGUUAUAGGACAAGGAACAAUAGCUGAUAUAUAUCAAUCGAACAGUCGUGGAACUCCAUAUGGAGUUUUUUAUGCAUUUUAUUUUGCUGCUGGUCUUUUGGGGCCCGCUCUUGGUGGAGAGAUAUGUCAGUAUUAUGGAUGGAGAUCUACAUUUACUUUAGUUGCAAUGAUUGCAUUUGUUUUAUUCAUAAGCUAUGUGCUCAUUGUACCUGAAACUCAGCAUUAUAAAGUGAUAUGUAAAUAUCAGAUUCAACGAAAAAUAAUCGUGCUGGAACUAGAUCAAGUUUCUAAACCAACAUUAACAAAUCCAUGUUUGCCAUUAUCAUAUCUUAUCGAUUCCACAAUUAUUCCCUAUAUUGUUGUGCUAACUUGCAGUUAUAUAGCAGUGAAUUGUAGUCUUCUGCUUGCACCUACUGAAUUGGGUGAAGCACCGUAUUUCUUCCAACCAGACAUAAUUGGUAUACUAUUCAUCCCCAUCGCCUCAGCUUUUUUGAUCGGUAGUGUCAUCGGCGGAAAAUUAUCUGAUUUAAUAACAAUCAAAUAUUUUCAAGACUCUAAAGUUCUCGAAGGACGUAUGCUCCCUGGAUUAUUAUUUUCCAUAUUAAUAAGUAUUGGCUUGAGUAUUUAUGGAUGGACUUUUCAAAAUGCUAUACAUGUUUCAGUUCCUAUACUUGGACAAAUAUUGGCUGGAUUUGGUCAAGCAGCAUCUCGUCCUGGUGUUGUUUCAUACUUUACAGUGAAAUAUCAAGAACAUUCAGCUAGUAUUAUUGCGGCAAAUAUUUUUGUCCAGCAACUGUCUACAUCGAUUGUUCUGACAUUUACCGUACAAAUCGUGCAAAUUAUUCAUGAAGGAUUAUUUUUUACAAUUUUAGCUGUUUGUAACAUAUUGACCACGAUGAUUGCUGCCGUUAAUAUUUGUAGAAAACUCAAUUUAUCCAAAAGUCUCGAGAAAAAUUCGCUUCUAUAA